AUGGAGAAGCUGAACACUGAAGAUGGCCAGCUUUUCAUCAAAAACCUCGCAAGCUUCGUACGCACCCAUGAGAAAGCUCUUGCAAAUGCAUUGCAGCUAAGACGCCAAACCAACAAAAAUGCACAACCGACUCAGUCGGGCUUGUCGUCAAGCUCGGCCUCGUCGACCUUGGCGGCAGCCUUGUCCUUUGGGCCAUUGAGGUUUGCCUCUCAUAACAUCAAGCCCGCCAAACUCACCCUCACCCCUCAUCAUCUCUUCUACCUCCUCUCCUGCUUUGAGGACCUUUCCAUCUCCGUGGGACCCAUGAACGUUAGAUUGGAGAAUAUCCAUAACGACGUAUCGCAGUCCUAUGUCUCGUUUCUGAACAAACCCCAACGGUCCAGAGGCGACAGAGAUUCCAUUCACUCUGUGUCAAGUGUCCGUAGUGUCAUGUCUGGCAUGAGUGCUCUCUGGUCCUCAAUAGGUCUGGGAUCCAAGGAUUCGGCUUCCAAGUCCGAGAAAGCCAAAGCUGCUCUGGACGCUGAUCUUAAAUAUCUGUACUCUGCUUUUACCAAAAUCCCGUGUUUACGUCUAGCCCCCGACCACCGCGCCCGCUUAAUACGUGGGUACGAGGAGUUUCCCUUUGACACUGCAGUUCCUCUCCAUGCUUUCAAAAACUUGAGCGUAUUAGAGAUUAUUGAUAUAGACUACCGCUCAUUCUUCGGCUGGGACCGACUGUCUGAGCAGCUGCGAACAUUGACUUUAAAAAGGGCGAACGUCGAGGACAUGGCAGAUCUGCUGACGGGAAUCGUGCUUGAUGACAUUGAUAAACGCCGACGACGGUCGUCAAAGGCUCAGCACUCGCCAGUUCUUGGUUGGAACGGAAAUACUCAUCCUCAACCAGUGCACAAGCCUGAUAUCUCAGGCUCCGUUUCCGCUCCCGGCUCACCAGUCGUUGAAACGGCGUUCGGAACAAGCACAAGCCCCAAGGCAGUUUCUAUGAUGCGAGUAGGCUCUGAAGGUGCUACCCCCGGCCGAGCACGGACUGGAAGCGUUUCACCUUCACGCCCUACCAGUUCAAAGCACUCGAGCCAUCGUCACAACCGAGGGACUUCUGCGCGGAUCAGGCGUACUGGGUCAGGUAGCUCGAACUCUAGCGAAAACUCAGGGUACCGUAACGGAAGCUCGUCAAGUCUGCCCUCUGGUAUCCUUCCGCCAUCAAAAUGGCGGUUCCUACGGCACUUAGGCCUCCCUGACAACUCCCUGACCUCUGUCACUGCAGCCGCCUUGGCACCCGUCGCCAACAGCCUGCAUUCUCUUGAUCUGUCGGCGAACCUCUUCACCGAAGUCCCUGACAGUUUGGCCUCUCUAGUCGCUCUGAGAGCUCUCAACCUGUCUCAUUGUAUGAUCGACUCUCUUCACUCACUGUCUCGCAACCCCCUUCCUGCGAUCACAGCUCUUAACCUUCGUGGCAACCGUCUCCGUUCGCUUGCCGGUAUCGAGCGGCUGCCUUCGCUCGAGAGAUUGGAUCUGCGAGACAACAACUUGUUCGAUCCUACAGAGAUUGCCAGACUUACCAAUCUCCCUGAGAUACGGGAGAUCUGGGUAUCUGGAAAUCCAUUCGUCAAGACGCAUCUCAACUACCGUAUCGUGAUUUUCAAUCUCUUCCGCCGCACACCGGGUUACUCAGAAGACAUAAUCAUCGAUGGUUCGGGACCAGGAUACACCGAAAGGAAACAGCUGGUCGAUCGGGUUGCAGAGGUUGAAAGCGCGCCAGUCAUUCGGUCAGCUGCGGCGGACCAUUCGGCCGUGGCUGUCGUUAGCAAACCACCGAAUGUCGCACAAGGAGCCGCAGCUCCAAAGGCUUUUCAAGCGCCAGCACUAGAGAAUGAUCGCGGAAUUGGGUCCAGUCGACGAAAGCAGGGUGCUCGGCGGAGAAUUGUUGACAUCUCGUUGGAUAAGCCCACUGAUGAUAAUGGCGAUACAGGUGCGGUGGUGCCUUCUGUUUCUCCCAUGCAGCAUGUUCACUUGCCCGUUGAUCCGUUUGUUUCGACGCCUACCGACCGUCAAUGGAAAUCUGAUGGUGGACCCCAGGCCGAACCCUCCAACGUACCUCACUCUGACGGAGCAGUCGACACUAGCUCCUCAUCACAGAUUAAAAGAUCUUCCGUUCUGCAGAACAUGUCUCAGAACACCGAUUGGAAGGCCGACGAAGAAUUUUACAUGCAGAAAUUGGAGGCUCUCAAGCAGGAGUUUGGUAGCAACUGGCUCUCGAUGAUGGGAGACCAUACUCGGGAUAAGAGCAUCAGCAUGCCUCGUACCGGGACGAGCAUUGGCGAAUCCAGCCUACUGUCUGCAGGAACUUUCCCAAGGGCAGCUAACCAACCUAUACUCAGUGGUGGAAACCCCUGA
Aspergillus lentulus is the source of this 2391-nucleotide messenger RNA. Its product is annotated as leucine-rich repeat domain-containing protein. Gene Ontology annotation, molecular function: protein binding. Lineage: Eukaryota; Fungi; Ascomycota; Eurotiomycetes; Eurotiales; Aspergillaceae. Gene Ontology annotation, cellular component: cytoplasm. The record is from RefSeq and is a predicted model, not a curated record.